AUGAAUAGUAUCCAGGAGACCAGAGCUGCGCUCGAAGCUGAAGGCGUCCACAUCGGCGGGUGGUCGUUGAAGCAGGCAUUUGUCAGGAGCAAGGCAUCGCCUGUUGAUGAUGGUGUGCACCAACCUGAGCAGAACGAGGCCUUCAUUGACUGGAGUGUUGCUGAAGAGCGAGCCCUGGUGCGGAAACUGGAUUUCCGAGUGCUGUUCCCAUGCUGCAUUCUUUACUUUCUGGCAUAUUUGGACAGAGCAAAUAUGGGCUUCGUGAACGUGCUGCAGAAAGGAACCCCUGAUAACUUCAGUGAAAGCCUGCACCUGCACGGGACGGACUUCAACUGGGCAGUGUCGAUCACAUACUUCAUGACAACCGUCUUGCUUCUACCGUCGAAUCUGCUUAUGAAAACCAUCAGUGGCAAGAACUAUUUUCCGAUCAUCAUGGUCGGAUUUGGGACUGUGGUUUGCUGCCUCGGCGCGGUGCAAAAUCGAGCAGGCCUCUUCGCAGCACGGUUCUUCCUCGGCGUUCCGGAGGCUGGCGUGGUCCCUGCUUGCCUAAUGUAUUUCUCUUUCUGGUAUAAGCCAGAAGAGAGAGCCCUGAGAUUUGGCAUCUUCUAUGCGGCGAAUUCUUUGGCCACGGGUCUCGGCGGGUUCAUCGCAAACGGUGUGGACGAUCUCGACGGAAAGGGUGGCCUGCCUAGCUGGCGAUGGCUGUUCAUCAUUGAAGGGUUAAUGUCCAUUGCCAUGGCACCGGUUGUAUACUUCCUCCUGCUCACGUUCCCAGAGACCACCACAGCCUUCAACGAGCGAGAGAGACACAUCGCUAUCAAUCGAUUUGGACGAGGUUCGACAAGGCAGACUGAUGCCACCUGGGAUACAAGGGCCGUUUUGCAGGUGCUGUCGCGCCCGUCGACAUAUGUCUUCUUUGUAUCGUACAUUUGCCUUUUGAUUGUGGCAGUCUCAUUGGGGACGUUUCUGCCGAUCAUCCUCACCAACUUUGCGGGUUUCUCCAGCACACAGUCCAACGAGUACACUUCCGCGGUGUAUCUAGUUGCCAUUCCGAUCUACGCCUUUUGGUCCUGGCAUUCUGACCACGCCAGGGAGCGAAUGUGGCAUUACUUGCUACCCGUGCUCGGAGCCAUUCCUUGCUUUGCCGUGUGGACGUAUGUUGCAGCACAUCGAAGUCUCGAAGGCCUCAAACCAAUCACACUCUACGGCCUGGCGUUUCUCGGAAAUCUUGUCUCCAUCGCGCAACCGGCAGCAUUGAGCUACCGGUCAUCGACAUUGUAUGGGGCGGCAGAACAGGCCGUUGGAGGCGCAACAGCGGUCGCUGCGUUGUCCAUCUCAAGCAUCAUCGGACCGCAAAUAUAUCGGACGAGCGAAAGUCCGUGGUAUCUCAGUGGCUUCUCGACGUCGUGCGGCACUCUCGCGUUUACUGUGAUCGGAUUCGCAAGCUUGCCGCUGUGGUUCUUCCUGGAAGCUAGGCAGCGGAAGAAGAACACUGGACACGCUUUGCCUCUGAGAGCGCUGGACGACGCACUUCAGGCACAGGUAUCUGACGCGGUUAGAACGCAGGCGAACCUCCAGACGGCCAUGGAAGAAAAGGUGGACCUCGAACGCGAGGCUGCAAACCAGGCUGAACAUGUUGAGACCAUGGAGAUGAAUGAGCCAGAGCAAGCAAGCGAGUCGACUCCUCCCCUUCUGUUCUCUGGAAACGGUACUCGGGCCUCAGCAGAUGCCUCUCCUUUGGCAUCGAGCACGAUCGAUCGCUUUCACAACUCGUCGUUUCUGUGUCGCACCGCCAUUCUGGGUCAAGAUUUCCACGACAUCGAUCAUGCCAAUGGCGGCACCACUGCUCGUAACCCAGAGCAUACGCUGUCUUCGACAGAUCUCGAAACUCUGAAGCUCCAUAAUGCGUUUGAGCUGCCGGAUUAUCCGGAGCGCCAAAGUUUGAUCGAUGUGUUCUUCGACAAAUGCUGGGCCUUCAUGCCUGUGGUCGAUCGACUCGGGCUCGAUCCCACGGAGACUGACAGCCCCAUUUCUUAUCUACUGCUGCAGGCAGUCUUGCUGGCCGGUCGUAAUAUGCGCCCUCACCGAUAUCCAGCCUCGAUGACGGAAGUUCUCUACAGACGGCUAAAGGCCUUGGUCUACUCUGGCCAUGAACGCAGCCCUCUAGAUCUAGUAGCGGCUCUCUGUCUAAUCCAGUGGAGCACAGCAGUUGCACCAAAGGACAUUACGCAAGACUCUCCACGAUACUGGACGACGAUGGCCGUUGACGCAUUUGGUGGACCCUCUGUGCCCGCGACAAUUUGUCGGCGUCAGCACAUGGAAGGCCACGGCUCAUCAACCCCCUUGAUUGCGACCAACCUCCCCUAA
Molecule: messenger RNA, 2367 nt
Organism: Zasmidium cellare ATCC 36951
Lineage: Eukaryota; Fungi; Ascomycota; Dothideomycetes; Mycosphaerellales; Mycosphaerellaceae
Exons: 12
Coding region: 1-2367 (788 amino acids)
Biological process (GO): transmembrane transport
Cellular component (GO): membrane
Molecular function (GO): transmembrane transporter activity
Source: RefSeq, a predicted model, not a curated record